Molecule: messenger RNA, 1392 nt
Organism: Racocetra fulgida
Lineage: Eukaryota; Fungi; Glomeromycota; Glomeromycetes; Diversisporales; Gigasporaceae
Source: the annotation of a GenBank genome assembly
AUGUCUGAUCAUGCUCAACAACAAUUACAUUCACUCGUUCUUUCCGCCGAGUUGAAUUCAGAAAACGAAAAUGUCGAACAACUCGGUCCGAUCAUAAAAUCCAUUUAUGACACAGAACGACAAGAAGCUUUCCUUGAACAGUUAGCUACUUUUGUGAGAAAGAAAGAAGGCGAGAUCGAGCGGAUGUGUAAUAGUAAUUAUCAGGAAUUCGUACAUUCAGUAGAUCAAUUGUUAAAAGUUAGACAAGGAACCGUUAAUUUGAAAAAUAAGAUCAUUGAUUUGAAUUAUGAUCUUCAAAAAUCUGGAAAAAAAGUUGCUGCAAAGAAAAAGGAACUUAUCCAAACGCGUAAAAUUCAAAAAAAUAUUGAUGAAGCAGUGGAGACUUUACAAUUAUGUUUAAAUGUUCUUGAUAUGGCCAAUCGAGUUAAUUAUCUAGUUGAAGAGCAAAAAUAUUAUUCUGCUUUGAGGACUUUAGAAGAAUUACAGACUGUGCAUUUGCGAAAAGUUAUUCAAUAUGAAUUUGCCAAGCAUAUGCUUGGUAAAUUAGCUAUGGAACAAAUGAGAUUGCGUCAAGAUCGAUGGAAAGUGAAAGUAUCUCAGAAUCCUGAUUUACGAUCUGUUCCCGUCAGUUCUCCGAUUGAAAUUGUAAUGAAUGAAGAAAACGAAUUUAACAUUAUAAAUAAUGUAGAAGUGCAGAUAGAUUUUAAACCAUUAUAUCAAUGCUUACACAUUUAUGAAGAGCUUGGGAAACUUAAUGAAUUCAAAUCAAAUUAUGAAGAAGAUAGAAAGGCCCAAGCAAAUUUGGUUCUUUCAGAGUCUUAUACGUUAAGGGAGAAUAAUGACAAGGGCUUUGAGGCUUUCCUGCAAGAUGUUGUUGGGUUCUUUGUCAUUGAGCAUGUUAUUGUGCAUUCAACACAAAAUUUUCGAUCACGAGCAGAAGUAGAUCAUUUAUGGGAUACAGUAAUAGCAAGAGUUGUCAAAACUGUGGCUGAAAGUUUAGAUGAUUGCCGUGAUCCUGAAUUAUUUAAGCAAAUCAAGUUUAGCUUAUUUACGUUCAUUCAGACAUUAGAGACAAUUAUUGAUGAUGAUUAUAUGCCAAUGCAAGUUUCUUUCCGUGAAGAAUAUGAGGCAGUGGUUGAUGCUUGUUGGUUUAAUGAAAAUCAUCGUAUUACGUUACGUGGCAAAUUACAAAGUACUAAUAUGUCACAAAUUGUUCAAAUCAUAAUCAACCUCGAAUAUUUUGAAGGUGCAUGUACUGAACUCGAAAAGUUACUUAAAGCUAAAAGGUGGUUAAAAGAUCAGACAGUAAUGAGCAUGGAUUCAGAGGAACGAGCCAAAAAACGAGCGAUGGAAGGCGUUGUACGUUCUUUACGAUUUUCUACUAAAGAAUAG